GGCGUGUGUGAAACUGAAAGGGGUCAAGAGAGAGAAAAAUAAGAAGAGGAGCAUCCAAAGGGAAAAGGCAUUUCUUCCACAAAACUCACAGUAAACAAAGCGUUGUUCUCGUGAGAGACUAGUCUCUGCUGCGCUGUGCUGUGCAACGCAACACACCCCUCUUCCACAGAAAGAACACAAGAAAAAUACCGAAAGGAUAGAGAGCCUAGAGGGUGGAGGGUGGAGGGUGGUCGCCGGAAAAUGGCUGGAGGCGGAUCAUCCGGGAGGUUGCCUACUUGGAAGGAGAGGGAGAACAACAAAAAGAGGGAGAGGAGAAGAAGGGCCAUAGCUGCUAAGAUAUACUCGGGGCUUAGAGCUCAGGGCAACUACAAGCUUCCCAAGCACUGCGAUAACAACGAGGUCUUGAAGGCUCUAUGUUCUGAGGCUGGUUGGACCGUUGAAGAAGAUGGCACCACCUACCGCAAGGGAUGCAAACCACCCCCAACGGAAAUUGCAGGCGCUUCGGCCAACAUCAGUGCAUGUUCGUCCAUGCAACCAAGCCCACAGUCCUCAUCCUUCCCAAGUCCUGUACCCUCUUACCAUGCCAGCCCAUCGUCCUCCUCUUUCCCGAGCCCAACUCGGUUUGAUGGAAACCCCUCUUCAUACCUCCUCCCUUUCCUCCGUAAUUUAGCCUCGAUUCCUACAUCUCUCCCACCUCUUCGAAUAUCCAACAGUGCUCCUGUAACCCCGCCUCUUUCUUCCCCUACUUCGAGAGGUUCAAAGCGGAAACCUGACUGGGAAUCCUUCUCAAAUGGCUCCCUGAAUUCCUUCCGCCACCCUCUAUUUGCCGUAUCAGCCCCCUCUAGUCCUACUCGCCGCAACCAUCUUACACCUGCCACAAUACCGGAAUGUGAUGAGUCUGAUGCUUCUACUGUUGAUUCUGGUCGCUGGGUGAGUUUCCAGACAGUAGCACCCCAGGCAGCUCCAUCUUCCCCUACAUUUAAUCUUGUAAAACCAGUGGCUAUGGAGUGUUCUAUCCCCAAUGCAGUUGAUGAGCAUGGAGGUCUGGGCUGGGGUGCAGCAGCAGAGAGGGGCCGGCCAGAGUUUGAGUUUGAGAGUGGCAGAGUGAAGGCGUGGGAGGGUGAGAGAAUUCAUGAGGUAGGAGUGGAUGAACUGGAGCUUACACUUGGGAGUGGGAAGACUCGUGGUUAAGCUUUGUGCAUGAUCUAAUCUGGUAAUAUAAGAACAAGAGGAAAGAACUUACCAUAUGUUCUGAUUUCUUUGUGCAUUCUCAAAAGUUCCUGGUGUUACUUAGCCACUCAUGUGGCAUUGCUGGAGUUUUUCCUGUUGCUUCUGCCACCCCCUGGGACACCUUGAUUUCAUAUUUGGUGCAUCCUAUCUUUUCUUUCAUUUGUACAGUCCUCUUUCUCAUGGGCUCAUUACAGGAAUCUAUACCUAUUGGAUUCUAUGGCUGAAGUGCAAGAUUUUGAGGCAAGCUUCAUGUAGGGACUGCAGUUCUCAAAUCUUCAGAGUGGGAAAGACUGGAGCUGAGUGAAAUGGGAGGUUAUAGUCUUACUUCCUUGCUUAUGUUUUAGAGUUUCUUUCUUUGGUCCAUUGAUAAUAGGAACCUGUUUAAAUUAUCAUUGGUGGAUGGUCUCACAAGCUUCAAAUAUAGAGAUUGUGUGCUAUUUCUUUUUUGGGAUUAAGGAAUUUUAUCACUUAAGUAGACCCUUUUGAAGAAACACAAACUCAAACCAUUUGAAGUUAGUUUGUUAUUGGUUUAUUAAUACAUUUCUUGUUGGCAAGCAA
Molecule: messenger RNA, 1788 nt
Organism: Vitis riparia (riverbank grape)
Lineage: Eukaryota; Viridiplantae; Streptophyta; Magnoliopsida; Vitales; Vitaceae
Product: BES1/BZR1 homolog protein 2-like
Exons: 2
Coding region: 241-1191 (316 amino acids)
Biological process (GO): brassinosteroid mediated signaling pathway; DNA-templated transcription
Molecular function (GO): DNA-binding transcription factor activity
Source: RefSeq, a predicted model, not a curated record